Molecule: messenger RNA, 3633 nt
Organism: Ylistrum balloti
Lineage: Eukaryota; Metazoa; Mollusca; Bivalvia; Pectinida; Pectinidae
Product: PC3-like endoprotease variant B
Exons: 12
Coding region: 1-2451 (816 amino acids)
Biological process (GO): protein processing
Cellular component (GO): trans-Golgi network; Golgi membrane
Molecular function (GO): serine-type endopeptidase activity
Source: RefSeq, a predicted model, not a curated record
AUGCUGAUGAUGAGGGUGGUGGUCAGCUGCCUGGUCCUAUGUCUGCUGACUGCUCACCCACUGACCGCAGAUGACAGACCAGUGACUGGCGAACAUCUUAACCAGUUUAUCAUACAGGUAGAUAGGAAGGAUCUAGAGGCUGUGGCCAGGGACCAUGGCUUCCUACUGGAACAGGAGCAUAAGCUGGAUGAAAUCGGAUUGUAUUCUCUAAAACAUCCAGCAGUUGAAAUUCGAUCCAAGCGCAGUGCUGAUCUUCACCUUGCCAAACUAAAGGCUGAUCCACGGGUGAGAGAAGUUUCACAGCUCCAAGUGUUGGAACGUGUAAAAAGGGAGAUUGUUUAUGACAAACAGCUGGAGUUUCCAGUAAGGAAUAUUGAUCCUUCUGAGUUUUAUCGUGUCCAACCUAAACACUUUUCUCCACGAGGAAUGCCUGAUCCCAACUGCCAUGAUGACUACAACAUGGAAUUUAAUGACAAAUACUACAGUGACUCCUGGUUUAUUUCCAAUGAGGGACAGACUGGAGGAAAAUGUGGAAUAGACCUUCGUGUGAACAAAGCCUGGCGAGGAGAAUUUACUGGUCAAGGUAUCCGGGUAGUUGUCCUGGAUGAUGGUCUUGACCACAAACAUCCUGAUCUACGUGAUAAUUACGAUCCCACAAUCAGUGCAGAUUUCAAUGACAAUGAUUAUGAUCCCAAACCUGACCUGAGUAACCCAGACAACAGCCAUGGUACACGGUGUGCAGGAGAAAUUGCUGGAGCUGCCAAUAAUGGUGUCUGCUCUGUAGGAAUAGCCUAUAACAGUAGAAUUGGUGGUGUCCGUAUUCUGGAUGGCAUUGUCACUGAUGCCCUAGAAGCCCAGGCAAUUAUCCACAUGAUUUCAAAAGUUGAUAUAUACAGUGCUUCCUGGGGCCCGCGUGAUGAUGGGAUGACAAUGGAAGGUCCUAGUCUAGCCUCCAAGGCAGCACUUGCUUUGGGAGUAAAAAAGGGUCGUAAUGGCAAGGGUUCCCUGUAUGUGUGGGCCACAGGCAAUGGUGGCAUCAAUGAUGACUGCUGUGGAGCUGACGGCUAUGUCGGCGCCAGGGAAACCAUCUCUAUUGGCAGUAUCAAUGACAAUGGAAUGCGACCAUGUUUUAUGGAAAUCUGCAGCUCCACCAUGGCAACAGUUCCCAGUGGUGGGGAACCAUGUGACACAUUCGGCAAAGAGAAUAAACCUCGAAUACGUGUGGUAACUACGGAUGUUAAUGGAGGAUGCACUCUGAGCUUUGAGGGAACAUCCAGUGCUGCUCCUAUGGCUGCUGGAGUAUUUGCUGUGGUUCUUGAUGCCAACCCUGAUCUUGGAUGGAGGGACAUCCUCCACAUCAUUGCUGUCACAGCCCGCAUCCCAGUUCCAGAAGAGACAGGCUGGCAUGUCAAUGACUGUGGUUACCAUACCAACCAUGAACUUGGAUUUGGAGUCCUGGAUGUUGCGACCAUGGUAGCAGUGGCCCAGACGUGGGGAAAUGUACCCAAAGAGAGAGUGUGUCACAGCCCCCGUAUCGCUGUCAACAGGGUGAUAAACAGUAACCUUUGUGUUGAGAUGAAAGUCCCAACUUCUCACUGUCAGAGUGAUCCAAACCGCCGAAUCAAUUUCUUGGAACAUGUCAUGCUGUACGUACAUCUUGACCACAGCCGUCGUGGUGACAUUGAAAUCAGAGUGAGUUCUCCAGCGGGAACUGUGUCACAGAUGAUGUAUCGAAGACCUAAGGACAACAGUAAACAGGGCAUGGAUUUCACGUUCAUGUCCGUCCACUUCUGGGGUGAGGGUGCCUCCGGGGAAUGGACUGUCACUGUGUGUGAUAAUGAUGAUGGAUCUAACCGUAAUAAUCAGGGCUUUAUACACAGUAUGAAUAUGACUUUGUAUGGAAUGUAUAUGGAAAAGAAGCCACGCAACGCUCACCGUCCAUAUGACCCACAGUACAAGGAACAGCUAGCGAUCAUACGAGAAGAAAAGACACUUUAUGAAGAGGAAACCAUUGUAAAACGUAGCGAUAUACUACGCAACAAGAAACAUCGUAACCUCAACAAAAUGGUAAACGAGAAUGACAUAUCAGCAGAUGACUUAUCGACACUGAUCUCAGAAAUAGAAACAGAGCUGAGGGAACAGAAUUCAUAUCAUUUUAGAAGUACAGACAAGGUUCAAGGUCAAGGUCAAGCAAGCCGACAAAAGCAUGGCUACAAAAAUGAGCACAUCAAUGUUUUAAAGAGACAUUUUGGUGACCAUGUUCAGGAUAAAGAAGAAAAUGAAAUAGCAGAAAUUUUAGAUGAAGUAGAACGCGUUUUUGAAGCUAAGGAUCAAGGGAAGCGUCAGGCAAAUGUUGAGAGACAUUUGUUCAGUAAACGCUGGUCAAAGAAGCCAGCUGUUAAGUUUGAAGACAUGCUGGAAGAUCUCUACAGAGAAAAGGUCCAUUACUGAGUAUGCUUCCUCAACAAAUAGCAAGUGUGAAUGUUUCAUCAUUUUAAUUGUGAAAGUCAACACUGAUGUAAUUCAUCUUUAUUGUAAAGUUCAAUACACUGAAGUACACACUGAUUUUUUAAGAAGUGAAAAAAUGUUUACUGGAAAAACUCUAAAGCUGAACUUGCUAUUUGUUGUGAGAAUGCUGUGUGUUAUCCUCUGUGACCGACUAGCUGUCUCUGUGGAGUUACUUCAGAAGAAACUGCAAGACAUUUCUGUCUGAUCUAUUUUUUUUUUUUUUGAUAAUUUUGGUACAAGGGUUGUCAUUGUUGAAAUUUUGUCAUCUUUUUGAUAUUCCUUCUUAUUAUAGGAAAAUGAUAAAGGUUCUACUCUAAAAAAUUCUAUCUGUGCUGUAGACCUGUCCUUAAAUAUACCCUUUAACCAUUUCCUAUCUUUUAUACCAUUACUACCACAUUGUAAAUGUUCACUCAGAUUAACAAACUCUCCUGUGAUAAUGAUUGUAAAAUUAGGAUCUGUUUACUCUGAUUACAAGCACUCUUGUGACAUGGACCUAGGUAAGGCAGCUUCUGUUCAGAAGCUCAUUGUACAAGCACUCACUGUAAGUGGAAACAUUUCAAUGAAUGCCACAGUAACAUUGUUGUAGAGAACUGAAUAAAUGCAAAUUUGACUUGAUGGUAGCAAUCAUUAGAUAGUUUUCUUCCAUCUAAAUUCCCAGACACCAUACUGGAAAGGAGUACACUGCAUCCAAGGAAUGAAUAUGAAAGUCAGCCAUCAAGAUAACAAGAUCAAUAGCCAUGACCUGUCAUAUUUUCAAAGCCAAGCCGAGAGAAGAUAAACUAUGGCAAGUGAUUCAUUCUAGUUAGGCAGGGUCUGUUUACUGAAUACUCACUUGAGACAUAGACAGUAUUGACCAACUCUCUUGUGACAAUGGCUGUUUUUACAAGCUCUCUUGUGACAAUGGCCGUUUUUAAAAGCUCUGUUGUGACAAUGACCGUUUUUACAAGCUGUCUUGUGGAAAUGGCUGUAUUAACAAAAUCUCUUGUGACUGACUGAAUUUACAAGCUCUUUUGGAAAUGGCUGUAUUUACAAGCUCUCUUGUGACAAUGGCUGUAUUUACAAGCUCUCUUGUGACAAUGGCUGUUAUUUACAAGCUGUCUUGUGACUGUCUGAAUUUACAAGCUC